AUGGCCUCAUCAUCCCGCUCAACGGGCAAGCGCCUCCCAAUAAGCUGCCAAGCCUGUCGAACGCGAAAGAUUCGAUGCUCGCGCGACGGCAGGCCCUGUCAAACAUGUGUACGCCGCGGCCUCGGCGCCGAAGACUGCAUCUACCUCGGCCAGCCCCGUCUCUCAGCUGAACAGUCCUCACCAGGCGACAGCGCAAUGCAAAGUGAGCUGCUGGCACGAAUCAGGAACUUGGAAGCCUUGCUCCAGAAACAGAUGGCCUCGCAAGCUGGAACGCCCACCGGUGGCGCGGUUUCGCCACUGGGUGGGACGAGUGCUGCUGGCAGUUUCUCCGAGUCUGAUAUUGGUCCUGGUUUUGAGACAUGGGACUCGCUAGGUCCUAUGUUAGGUAAUGUGGGAUCUUUGCAAACUUCGCCUUCCGGCCAUGUCCGUUAUGUGCCUCUUGCUUCGCAGUGGGAGUCGAUUGUUGCUAAGAGCCCCGCUGCGGAGUGUUUGAGGAAUUCGGAUCCAGAGAUCGCAGAGGAUGAUGAUGAUCUACAGAUCCCGUUGGUUAGGAAUGGGACUGUGACCAGGGCUGAGUUGUUGGGUGUUCUUCCUCCUGGAAGGUACUGUAAUACGCUGAAAGAUGUGUAUUUUCAGGUUUUUUCUUCGGUCUUUCAUAUUCUUCAUGACCUGACAUUUGAGGCGGAAUAUCAGCAGUUCUGCCAUGAUCCUGGCAGUGUUUCGACGUCAUGGCUGGCAUUGCUAUUUGCGAUUCUUGCUAUAGCGGUGAGCGCGCUUGACGACGAUCAUCCCCUAUUGGCAGAUCUAGGGCGAGAGAGAACAGUCAGUCGGAAUAUCAAGGCACUCUCAGCACGAUAUCGGUCUGCUGCGCUGCGAUGUCUAGCUGCAGAUGGAGUCAUGUCUCGGCAUUCUAUCAACUCUUUACAAGCCCUAGUACUCAUAAGCUAUGCAAGACUUCACCGAGGUCUCCCGGUGUGGACAUUACUCGGAUUCACACAGCAUGUUGCUAUUUCAAUGGGCUGCCACUUCGAUCCAGAGCGAUUCGCCCUCGGUCCCAUCGAACGCGAGGAACGACGACGGGUCUGGGCCGGGUUGAUGAUGCUGUACACCACCCAAAACACAUCCUUUGGCAGUCUUGACCAGCAAACAUUAACGCAAGAUGUGAAAAUGCCUGCCGACAUUGACGAUGUCGACCUUUUAACUGGAUCUAAUGCUAGAUCCGCACCUUCGCCCUCAAUCUCUCGCCCAACACAAAUGACCUACCUUCUCCUCAAUUACCGUCUCUACAAAAUCACCUCCAAAAUCACCGAGUCAAUCUUCACCUAUCCCCACGCCUCCCGAUUCACAGUAUCAAAUCUCGAAGCGGAACUAAUAUCCGUCCAAGAAAUGUGCGACAUCCGCUACCAGGUCGACUCCGAACCUCUGCCUAUUCACCAUCAGGCAAACCUCCACAUUCUUUAUAGCCAAAUCCACCAACUCAUCCUCCUUCUCUUCCGCCCGAGUUUAUGCCGCUAUAUCCAGGGCGAGAUCACACCCGAAACCUGCGCCUCAAGAGCGAAAUGCAUCGCGUCUGCAAAAGCCUCGCUUUCGAUCUUCCAAGCUCUUCUCGAAUCCCCUCAAUUUAAACCAUACAAAUGGUACACCAGUGGCCUGGGAAGCUUCCACGCUUUCCAUGCUGCAGUGACAUUAGCAACAAUGCUCCUCGUCUCAGAGAGCCCGGCCGAAUAUGAAGAAAUGAAACAGAUUCUUGACCGAGCACUCGAUUCAUUCGCUUCACUCUCAGUCCGCAGCGUCUUCUGCAGCAAAGCUGUACCGGUCCUUCGACAAAUUCUCGACGUCGCAAGCACAAACUAUAACAAACAAAAACCCCACUUCCAAUCCCACUCCCAAAUCCACCUUCAGGCUCAAGCCCAAGCCCAAGCCCAGGCCCAGACUCAAACUCCAAUCCAAAUGCACAACCCCCUCCUCACAACGCCGAUAUCCACACGUUCAAAUCUUUCCCCGGCGGUAACGAUGCAAGAUACAUUCGUCCUCUCCCACCAACACCCACACUCGAAUUCUGGAUCACCUGUACCGACAGUGGUAUCGUCGUCUAGUGAACCAAUAAUGAAUUCCAACUUUGGAGCGCAGCUUCACCCACAGAACUGGAUGGGUCCUACUUCUGUGCCGUGGGAUGCAUUGGGGACUGUUGUUGGAGGGUAUGGAUACGAUAGAUCUUAG
This is a messenger RNA of Penicillium antarcticum, 2220 nucleotides long. Its product is annotated as Zn(II)2Cys6 transcription factor. Gene Ontology annotation, cellular component: nucleus. Gene Ontology annotation, molecular function: DNA binding; DNA-binding transcription factor activity, RNA polymerase II-specific; zinc ion binding. The transcript is spliced from 3 exons. Gene Ontology annotation, biological process: regulation of DNA-templated transcription; DNA-templated transcription. Bases 1 to 2220 code for a protein of 739 amino acids. NCBI's taxonomy places the organism in Eukaryota, Fungi, Ascomycota, Eurotiomycetes, Eurotiales, Aspergillaceae. The record is from RefSeq and is a predicted model, not a curated record.